AUGGAAUUGAGUCUAUACGGUUCGCAGAUUAGCCUGGCAACGCGCGAGAAAUCUAACACAAAUCUUCGAGAACGACCAGGUUCGGCGCUUCAACACUCUAGCCGUCCUUGUUCGGGGGCCAGAUCGUACAUCAGACGUCCGUUGUCCGCGGAUAGUACCCAGUAUCUGUACCGAAAGCGUCCGUCUUCGAGUGGGAGUGGAGUUGAUGGACCACGACAACCUACAUCGCCGUUCCAUCAGCUGCAACAGUCGAAACGCAGCACUUCCUCCUCAAGCCUACUACUGAAGAAUCUCCUUGCAGAACCGAUUCCUCGCUACUGGGAAUCAAAAUCUCUUUCGCGUUCUUUAGCAAACAACUGUGCGGAGCGCGAACGCGUUCAGCUGCGUCGUCACCAAACGCAAUCAACGUUGAAUAGUGGUCGACCUGUGGCAAAAACAAAGUGCCGCAAACGAUCUGGAAGUGGGGGAGGGAAAACGAAAGUACCUUCGAAGACAAAGGGUCAGCGUUUAAGGACGCAACGUGACAGCACCGAAGAGGACGACCGAGACCAGGACGAGGGAGACAGCACCAUGGACGAUAUGGAAGAUACCCAAGAGUCUAACAACGAGGCAGAGCUGGAAGGAAUUUGGCGAGCCAAACCUUCAACUGGCGCUAACCGGGAAGAGAAAAAACGAUCUCUUCCAUUACCAAUGGUCGCCUUGCCGCUUACCCAGAAAGCUAUCGAAAUUACAUCCGGUGGUAAUACAAAAAAGAACAAUGUGUCUCCAGAAAAGCAGCCUCGAAAACUCGACCUACCCGGGAGGGUUUCGUUCAGUUCAAACGACCCAUACGAAAUAGACUAUAGUGAUUUCGAAGAUAACGAGUUUGGUUGCCAAAAAGAAGCACCAUUAAAGCAAGCACACAAGAUGAAAACAACUGUUGGUCCAGAGAAAGGCAAAAAAUCUAUCACUGGCACGGGAGAAAACAUGGGUUCAAUGUACGAUGAACGAAUGUUCCAAGAAAAUUCACUUCUCGAAGAAGUCGCCGUACGAUUCGGAAGCGUGAAGUUCGACGAAGAUAUCGCCACAAGCUCAGGCUACGAAACCAAGUGUGAUGACGGUAAAUCAACCUUGGGAAAGCGGGUUUCCGCUAUAUCGGCAUCACCAUCAUCAGUUUGUGAUGUGCGAGAGUCUAACAAAAUUAUAGAAGACUACAAGAAGGAAAUUGAGGAUCUUAACCGACGGCACGAUAUGGAACUACGAAUGGCCGUUCGAAAUGAGGACGAUGUCACGAUGCCAUCGAAGCAAUAUGAUUCAAAAUGUUUCACUCCAUCCGACACUCCGGAAGAUUUAUUUGCCAACUCGUCUUCCACGAAGGCGAUCGAGAGUACCACUGAUGAUACGGAUAUUGAGCUCGAACGUUCACAAUGCAAGUCGAGUUUAUUUGAGAAAAACGUCAUCAAUGAAUACUAUGAGUGUAUCAACGAGAUUAUCACCGAACAAUCUCCUACGCGGCAAUCCAAGAAUCGAAACGGUCCUCCACUCGUUCGGGACCUCGGUGGAUGUUCCGAUGAAAAAGAGGACACAAUUCAGCACAACUUGAACAACGAAUCUAUCAAAAGCGGACCCAAAGAGAAACAAUUUCCCUCGUCGGUUAUGUCCACUGGUAAAGUAAAAACUGCGAAUGGUGAUAAAAAUCGUCUGGAUGGAAGUUCAAACUCGGUCAUUAAGAACUACUUUAAAGUGAAGGAGCAAAACAUUGUGAACGCAAGUGCUAGUAGUUUGGCUAGCGGAAGUGGCAGCAGUACCACUGGAAGUAAGUCAGGACAUUCAAAAAAUGCGUUGAUAUCGAAGAGAAACAUAAAAGAGAAACCGAAGUCAGCUGAUACUCACAAGUCGAUUCUAAGGAAUGCCAAGAAGCAAAACAACAGCAAUACUGGGGAUAGCUUGAACGGAAGCGCCGGCUCCGGUAAAUUUUCAUCCAGUCUAUGCCGAGAGGAUAGUAACAUAUCCGAGUUUCACAUGGACAAGGUUGUGAGCUGGAUGUCCUGCAACGAGGAUACGUUCCCCGUCGUGGGGGAUGUGCGCGUGUUGGACGACGCUCGAAAAGAUGAACCGCAACGAAAAUGCUCAACUACGGGGGGAUUAUCUACUAUCGACAUUCCCGAUUCUACCGGUCGUCCGCCGGGAUUUGCUGUCAACUUUGAUUCUGUUCCUCGACAGCCCGACGAGGCUGUCAGUAGCACUCAGUCCAACUGUGACGAUGAAUCCCUUAUUAGCAGUAGUGCCAAACAAAAGUCAGAUUUUCAGGCUUUGAAAAACGAAGUUGAGUAUAGAUUGAGCAACAUCCUAGAUUGUAGGGAUUCCCAGGCAAGCUCUGGAUGUGAAGACGAACCCUGCGAUCAGCAGUCAAAAGGAAAGGUAAAGGAUUUGUUCUCGUACCUCGAUCAAGUCGAACUGAAAUGUGAAAAAGGUGUGUACAAAGGUACCGGUGGAUCAUCAGGAGUGAUACCCUCGGAAUCGGACCGCUCCGAGUUGGAGUUUGUAGCCGAACCAGAUUACAUCGAAGCUGUCCCAAAAAUGAACGACCUACUGGAACUUCCACCGCAUCAGCUAGCCCGAAGGGUGAUCAAACUUUCUCUCCGUGCCAACGAGCUUAGCAAUGCAAUGCAGCUUUCAAAAAAUCACAUUGCUACCGUCCGGGCAGACAAGGCUAAGGCAAUACGCACGGAGAAGUGCGCUCUGCAGGGAAAGCUUAAGGACCAGAAGAAACACUACGAGGACAUCAUAGGCCGACAUCAGGAAUUCAUCGACCAGUUGAUCAAGGACAAAUCGGGUCUCUGUGACAAAGUCACACAACUGACGCGUCGCCUGGACUCGCAAAACCAAAGCUGGGAGCACCGGUUAAAGACGGAACUGGAAAGAGCUCGUGACACGGCUCUAGCGGCGGAAAAGAUCCGUCGCGAGAAGUGGAUGCGCGAGAACACGAAGAAAAUUAAGGAGCUAACCGUGAAGGGGCUGGAGCUAGAGAUCAACAAAAUGACGGCAUCCCACCAAAAGGAGAUCGGAGAGUUGAAAAGACAACACAAGGACGAAACGGUGUGCGCAUUGGGGGAGUUGAAGCUGCAAUUCGAGCAGAAAGAAGCUGACAUGCGCCAAGGGCUGAUUAAGGACCGGGAGACUACAGUCGAGCGGGAAAGGCAGGCAUUGCUGGAGCGAUUCGAUAGACAAGUGAACGAAGAACGCAAUAUUUUCGAACAGCAACGGCAACAUUUGUUGAGUGAGUUUGAUCUGGAAAAGGAACGCCUUCAGAAGGAAGCGGCACGUAAAGCGCAGUACGCUGAAACGCAGCUGGAGGAGUUGAAGCGUGAGAACGUGAAAAAUCUAGACUUCGCACAGAAAGAGUACGUGCAGAUGUUGAAACAGCGCGAAACGAAACACCAGGAUGAGUUGGCGAAGUUGCAGAAGCAGUUUGAGUCAGAUUUUGCCAUUUGGAAACGAGAGCACGAACGAAAAUCCAAGACGGAGCUAGAAGAGCGAGAAAAUGAAAUCCGGGCGCAAUGUCGCAUCGAACGGGAUCAACAGAUCGAUCGAAUCGUAGCGAAGGUUGAUGCAGAAACCCAAAAGUAUCAACAAGAAUUCGAUGCCAAAAUGAGUCGUUUGAAAGAAAAACACGAAGCUGAACAGAAGGAAUCGGAGGCUUCCGAAGCGUUACUGAAACAGAAGUACCAAGACGCCCGGGUGAAGCUUGCCGAGAUGGAGGCAACAAUGCAGAACAUGAAAGCCACGGCCAAGCAAACCGACAUCCAGUUGGACCAUGCGAAAAAGCUUUGCGAUGAUUUGUUACGAGAGAAGGAAACGAUGCGCGAAGAGGCUCGCCGCGAGGUGCAAAAGGAUUUAACCAAUAUGCAGCGCGAAAGAGAGCGCGAAAUAGAGCGCAUUUAUUUCAGAGUCCAACAAGCGAUAGAGAAGAAGGAUGCUUCCAUUGCGACAUUGCAGAAGGAUAUCUCGGGUUUGAAGGAGCGUUGCUUAAAACAGGAUGCAAUAAUCCGGCAGCAGCGAAUGGAUUAUUGUACGAAAUAA
Anopheles nili is the source of this 4062-nucleotide messenger RNA. RefSeq names its product centrosomal protein of 131 kDa (gene dila). Gene Ontology annotation, cellular component: centriolar satellite. NCBI's taxonomy places the organism in Eukaryota, Metazoa, Arthropoda, Insecta, Diptera, Culicidae. The transcript has 6 exons. Gene Ontology annotation, biological process: intraciliary transport involved in cilium assembly; cilium assembly; regulation of centrosome duplication. Bases 1 to 4062 code for a protein of 1353 amino acids. The record is from RefSeq and is a predicted model, not a curated record.